UGGGCAGUAUUUGUAUGUCCGUACGUCAUUAUAUCUAUAUAAAAUCAUGUAAUCAAUGAUUCGACCUUGUACAUUCUUAUACGUGAUUAUUAAACCAUCAUUCCAGAAUCAGACAGAAUAUUCCUGGAAGUUGCGCUGACUUGUAAAUAGAUUAAAGUCUGCUGAGCGUAUUGAUUUGUUAUCGCUGUGUUACACAGCCUUAGCAUUAUAUAGCGACACGCAUACGGAAAAACCAUUUCUACUUUCGAUUUCAGUAUAUUUAACAGGAACACUUUGUUCUAUAGCUUCAGUUCCCGUUAUCCAGACAAAACUCGACGAAGAAAUCAUAAUUUGAUUCUCGAAUUUUCAUCUUCAAAAAAAUAUGGAUUUUAACUGGACUAUUGGUUUGGAGAAUUUAACUGUAACCAUAGUUAUUUUCUUACUUAUCUUGCUGGUCAUUCGGUCAUUACAAAGUCCGUCCAAUAUCCCGCCCGGUCCAACUGGCUAUCCAGUGCUAGGAUGCAUUCCUUUGAUGCGGAAGGGGAACGUACUCGAGAUAUUUCAGAACCUCCGAACACAGUACGGUGACGUGUUCAGUAUCAAACUAGGUUCUAACUUCACGGUCGUCAUCAAUGGAGUAGACGCGCUCAACGAAGCGUUCGUGAAAAAUGCCGAUCGCUUUUCAGACAGACCAGACAACUUCGCUGUGCCAUCCAUUUUACGUGGAAAAGGGAUCGGAGCGUCUUCCGGUGAACACUGGAAACUAACGCGGACCUUCUCUCUGUUGACACUUCGAGGUUUCGGGUUCGGUAGAAAAAUCCUGGAAUCAAAAGUGAAGGAAGAGGUCACAGCCUUCUUGGAUGUCAUUGAAAAGCAAAAAGGACAACCUUAUGACGUCAAGGAACUUAUUCUCAUAUCUGUUUCUAAUAUCAUAUGCAGCAUUGCUUUCGGAAAUAGAUACGAAUACACCGACGCAAAAUUCAAGCGUCUGACUGCCCUGCUGAAUGAGAACUUCCGGUUAAAUACGGUCGCUGGUGCGAUUCGGCAGUUACCAUGGCUACGGUUCCUGCCCGGAGAUGUAUUCAGCAUUAAGAAGUUUCAUAGGAACGGUGCACAGGUUAAAGAGUUUGCGAACGGUCAAAUAGCUGAUCACCGAGAGACGUUUGAUGAAAACAAUCCGAGAGAUUUUAUUGACGUCUUUCUCCAACAACAGAGUAAAGCUGGCCGGGAUCAUCCCAUUUUUGAAGACGCCAACCUGGCAGCUAUAAUUAAGGAUCUCUUUUCGGCUGGGACUGAAACAACUUCCGCCAUGAUUCGAUGGGCGAUACUUUACCUCAUUCACAACAGACCUGUCCAGGACAAACUCCGACAUGAGGUAGCGACUGUGGUCGGGACGUCCAGACUUCCGUCACUAGACGACAAAGCCUCCAUGCCUUACUACGAGGCGUUUAUAAUGGAAGUUCUUCGGAUGGGCAACAUUGCACCAUUGUCUGUGGGUCAUGGAGCCAGAACGGACAUUCACUUCCGGGGCAUGAUGAUUCCAAGAGGGUCGAUCAUAAUUCCUAACCUUAACUCCGUCAUGACCGAUCCGGACCUGUUUGAGGAUCCUCAGAAGUUCAAUCCAGACAGAUUUCUCGGAAAGGACGGACGCGUCAUAGACAGGAAAAAGAUGGCUAUCGCUUUCUCAUUAGGACGACGAAUGUGCUUGGGACAAUCUCUGGCGAAGAUAGAACUGUUUCUAUUCAUCACGGCUUUAAUACAGAGGUUUGAGUUUCUACCGGAAAACCCAGACCGGCUCCCACCACUCGAAGGCGUCGUGGGAUUGUCUAGGACACCAAAACCAUACAAAUUCCGGGCUGUAACUCUGAACUGAAGUAUGUGUCGAAAUAUAUGGUGUUGGAAAUUGUUUUAUUCAUGAUUCAUUACAAAUGUAUGUUAUUACUGUUAAUUUAGCUUUAGUUAAGCUCAUAUUUUUCUUGUGAUAUGGAUAGUUUACGUAUAUAUGCAUUGCAAGGGAGAUAACUCUUACACUUGCCCCAUCCUACUGUGAUUGACCUCAUUAUGAUUUUUAAUGCCGGUCUUGAUGCGGCGUUUUUUUGAAAUACUCUUUCACUUUAAAAUUUUCGAUAAAAAAAAUAUUCUUGAUACUACAAAUAAAAUAAAUCGCCUUUCGUAUGAUUUUUGACUCUGUAACAAUUUAUAACUUACAAAAAUCAUUCGUGUAAUUUCUGGUUCCUCAAAAGAAUAAUUAUGAGUUCUCGAAUUUAAGCAACUUGAUGCUAAUAUAAUUACUAAAUCAGGAAAUGGUACUUGUUUGUUGAUAUGUUGUUUUCGGCUUUGUAGUUAAACAACAUCCUUACUGCCAAAGGUAUUGGAUUCAGACGAAAAAUGUUAUUAAUUAUUGUUGAUAUCAGACACUGUUUUUACACCAGUGAACAAUGAAGGUGCUGUGCGAUCUGAUGAUGGCGUUGGACAUAUGCUACUUGUGAUAUUUUCUAUGCCAGUAGUAAUAGUCAGAAGAUGUAGGAAUAGUUACAGUAUUAGCUUUGUCACUCGAUUCUACUCUUUUCUAUCAUAUUUCUUCUUUUUUUUUUUUUUUGCAUUGCUAUAUCACUAGCUCUUUUACCCCUAUUUAUUUCUAGUAAACCCUACCAUGCAAUGAUCUGGAUGAGUCCAUUAUGGUCUACAGUGGUGAAAGGGUAAAAUAAUCGACCAUACUCCUGUUGCAGUUCACCCUCAAUCGUCCCUUCGUUCUUCGUUUAGUUUCUAUCGUGAUAGAGCU
Mizuhopecten yessoensis (Yesso scallop) is the source of this 2761-nucleotide messenger RNA. RefSeq names its product cytochrome P450 2B5-like. Lineage: Eukaryota; Metazoa; Mollusca; Bivalvia; Pectinida; Pectinidae. The coding region runs from base 362 to 1852 and encodes 496 amino acids. The record is from RefSeq and is a predicted model, not a curated record. Gene Ontology annotation, cellular component: intracellular membrane-bounded organelle; cytoplasm. The transcript has 4 exons. Gene Ontology annotation, biological process: xenobiotic metabolic process. Gene Ontology annotation, molecular function: heme binding; oxidoreductase activity, acting on paired donors, with incorporation or reduction of molecular oxygen, reduced flavin or flavoprotein as one donor, and incorporation of one atom of oxygen; iron ion binding.